AUGGCAGAAAUAAUGAAAGAUGACGAUACUGACAUGGAGACUGACGUUACUGACCCCAUAAUGGAACGCAAAUUACUUGGCCCAGAGGAUGACAACAUUAACCCUAACACUUACACUAACAAUGAGACGCAAAAUUCCUCUGAUUCGACUGGAAUGGAAGGCCUUACACAAAAAACACCGGAGAUAACCUACAAACAUUCCCCUUCUAAUGCUCUUAAUAAUAAUAACCUAGACACUAACCGGAUCAGAGACAUCAUUAACAGUAUUCCGGAUAAUUUAGAUAGGACCUUCAGGGCACUUAAUAACCAUAAAUUUAAUCUUCAAAAAACUAAUAUCCUACUGGAUAAGCUUGAGCAGCACAAAGAGAUGAAUACCUCCCCAACAGGCCUCAUACCUAAAGUAGAAUGCAGG
Messenger RNA from Paramuricea clavata, 411 nucleotides. Lineage: Eukaryota; Metazoa; Cnidaria; Anthozoa; Malacalcyonacea; Plexauridae. The record is from the annotation of a GenBank genome assembly.